UUGCACCCAAUACCAACUAACCAGAACCGGAAGGAUGAGGGAGAACCGAGAACCGAAAACCAGAUCAUGAGGUUUAUCUCCACGUCGUCUCCUCCUGCUACCACCACCACCGGUUCCCUACCGCCGCCUGCAGCGGCGGCCGCGGCCGCAAAGCCCCGCAGAAGAGCUAGGGCUAGGGUUCCUCACGGAGAAACCCUAACACUAUUCCCAGGCCCAAGGUUCCUCCGCUUGGAGCUCGGCGGAAACCCUAGCUCUAGCCGGUUGAAGGCCGGGCUGACGGAGAUCGAGCCCGACCUGGAGGAGGAUCCGCACGACAGCUGGCGGACAAACGGUGUCGAUCCUGAAGAUUUUAAGUACGGGGAGUAUGAUGGACACCACACUUAUUUCGAAGGCAAUGAAGGGGGCUUCUGGGAAGCUGUCAUGGAGGAAUAUCAAGCUGCAGAACCUCCUACUGGUUUUCAAGGGCUUAUGUCUUGGUUGUUUCUUCCUGCAAUUGUUGCU
Molecule: messenger RNA, 501 nt
Organism: Elaeis guineensis (African oil palm)
Lineage: Eukaryota; Viridiplantae; Streptophyta; Magnoliopsida; Arecales; Arecaceae
Source: RefSeq, a predicted model, not a curated record